AUGGCUGAUACUGACAAGCUGGUCAGCUUCGAUGUUGAAAGUCUGUUUACGAAUGUCCCCGUUUCGGAAACCCUAAAAAUAAUUGAGACCCGUCUCACAAACGACGAUACUUUAGCAAACAGAACUAAACUCCCUGUUAACGUCAUAAUGGAACUUUUGGAGUUGUGUACUCAAUGUAACUAUUUCCAAUUAGAGGGUAAAUUAUACCGUCAAGAUGAGGGUAUGGCCAUGGGGUCACCAUUGUCACCUAUCUUUGCCAACAUCUUUAUGGAGGAGUUUGAGCAAAAAGCUUUGGCUUCAGCUCGGCUCAAACCGAGGAUAUGGUGGAGAUAUGUCGAUGACACUUUCGUGGUUUUCCCUCAUGGAGAUGAUAAAUUGAAUGAGUUUUUAGAGCAUCUUAAUAGCGUUUCAUCCUCCAUAAAACUAACCAUGGAGGUGGAAUCACAAAACAAACUCCCCUUUUUGGACGUGUGCGUAGAAAAGCAUUUGAACAGUCUUAGAACAUCUGUUUACAGAAAAAAGACACACACAGGGCAGUAUCUAAACUUUCAAUCAAACCAACAAAUUUCUGUCAAGGAGGGGGUUGCUUACUCUCUGUUUGACAGGGCUAAGAGCAUUUGCUCCAAUCAGGAUGAGUUAAAGGAUGAAAUUAAGAAAGUAGAACAGGAUUUGUUUCCUUCAUCUCCGCCGCUGGCCGCUGCCGACUCUCGAGAUUCCUACCUCCCGCGUCUCUCGUCUCUCGUCAAUGAAGCGUCAGCGGCCACAAAGACACACGUGCUGCUACAAAAGUCAACCUCUCGGCAGCCACAGCAUCCGCCCGAAGGUAAAAUAAUAUUAGCGAGUCAGUUUUUGCCCUACAACCCCUACAAGGGCGCCGACUCUAAAUGUUUUCAAAGCAGGUUGAAUAAACAAAAACAUAGGUGUGAGCGGACCUCCCAAGGCGCGGCGGUGUUGCCGUCUGUGACAGAGACGCGGCAACGUCGCAAGUCUGCAAUGCACCUGUGA
This is a messenger RNA of Macrosteles quadrilineatus (aster leafhopper), 1005 nucleotides long. RefSeq lists its product as uncharacterized. The coding region runs from base 1 to 1005 and encodes 334 amino acids. The transcript has 2 exons. NCBI's taxonomy places the organism in Eukaryota, Metazoa, Arthropoda, Insecta, Hemiptera, Cicadellidae. The record is from RefSeq and is a predicted model, not a curated record.